CGCAUGAUCAUUGGUGUUGUUUCCUAGCUUUCUUCUUUUGAUGCAAUUGGUGGUAUAUGUCGGUGAUGAAUUGAUACCCUGUGUCGGAUUCUCGGAUUGAUUUACGACAACGAUUAUUCCUCGUGUUCGGACAGUGCGCUAUUGCUUCUCGUAUACACGACAGAUUGACACCACCACCACCACCACCAGCAACACCAACACCUCUCUACAAAGACAUACAUACAUACAUACAAUACAUACACAACCUCAACCUCAGCCUCACCAAUCCAAAAUGUCCUCCACAACCCCCCAACCCGACUCAACAACAACCAAACCAAAAUACAACCUCCGCAACCCCCUCCCCCUCUCCGCCGCCCAAGAAGCAGAAGUGAAGCAACUCUACUACAAGCGCGUGCGAUCUCUCUGUGCGCCUGAAAUCAAGGCAUUCGCCGAAUGCGCCGUCAACCGCACAAUAACAGCAACAUGGGUAUGUCGGGACCAACGACUAGCGAUGAACUCGUGCAUGGUAGCGCAUGCGAAGCCGGAGGUAGAAGAUCGGGCGAGAGAGGAGUGGUUUGCGACGCAUGAGGAGCGGAGGAAGGCGAAGGAGGAGGAGCUUGCGAAGGUGGAGAGACGGAGGGAGGAGGUUAUUCGCAUGAUGAGGGAGGAUCAGGAGAGGCAGGCUGCUGCGAAAGCUGCUGCUGAGAAGAAGUAGAGGGAAAUUGGGUGGGCGGGUGUGUAUGCGGUUGUGUGUGCUGU
This is a messenger RNA of Aspergillus costaricaensis CBS 115574, 738 nucleotides long. RefSeq lists its product as uncharacterized. The coding region runs from base 272 to 694 and encodes 140 amino acids. Gene Ontology annotation, cellular component: mitochondrion. Lineage: Eukaryota; Fungi; Ascomycota; Eurotiomycetes; Eurotiales; Aspergillaceae. The record is from RefSeq and is a predicted model, not a curated record. The transcript has 2 exons.